Molecule: messenger RNA, 1731 nt
Organism: Gossypium raimondii (Peruvian cotton)
Lineage: Eukaryota; Viridiplantae; Streptophyta; Magnoliopsida; Malvales; Malvaceae
Product: U-box domain-containing protein 62
Exons: 8
Coding region: 328-1512 (394 amino acids)
Biological process (GO): protein ubiquitination
Molecular function (GO): ubiquitin-protein transferase activity
Source: RefSeq, a predicted model, not a curated record
AUGAAAGUGACGUCGUUUAGGUCUAAUUGGAAUUCCGCUAGUUUCCCUUUCCUUCGCCUUCUAUUCCACCUGAAUCCGAAGAGAAAUCUAAAACCCUACCGCUCCGCUCUGUGGGAAAUCACUAAAUUUGGUACCUCAAAUUCCCAAUAUUACCCCUAAAAAGAUGCUAAAUUUCCUUUAAUUACCAUGUCUUCCGAGGAAAUCAGCCUCCAGAACGGGCUCAACGUUUUCCAGGCCGACCCUAUACGGGCCUUUAAUUGAGGACCCCAAUCUACUACUCGACCCGGCCCCAAAACCCGAGAACUCACCGGCUUCAUCGACGACAAGAUGUUCUCCUUCCCUCCCUCCCAACCCUCCGAGUUUCGCUCCUCUAACAUCUUCUCCGCCGCCGCCGCUACUGCUGACGCCGCUUCCGCUGACCGCCGAGACCCUCCAAACCACCACCAUCGGAAUUGGGAGAGAAGCGCCCGUGGUUUCUCCACAAACAGCGGCGACGACGAAUCUGACGAAGACGACGUGGAUGAUGAGGAAGACGAGGAUGAUGACGGCCACGACGGAGGAGAUGGCGACCAAAAUGAUAAUAACCACAAUAGUAGUAUAAACAUAAAUAAUAGAAGUAAUAGUGGAAAUGAGACUGUUAAUAAUGCAGGAAGUGGAAACCCCGAAAAAAUGGGAAACGGAAAAGCAAAGCAUUCCUUCGUUGGAGGGAGCUGCAGGGAAUUGGUAGUGAAGGAAGGAGGGAUUGGGCAAGGUGUGAGAGAGGGUAAUAAUUAUCAGAAUGCGGUGACGAUUGCCGGUCCCGAUGGGGAUAUUUAUUACACGCAGUUUUUACUAGGUGGAGAAGGGUCUGCUGCUAGUGGUGGUGGUAACGGUCAGAAGGAUAUCUUGGUGGAGAAUGGUGGUGGAUAUGGGUUUAGUGGGAGGAAAGAUGUUCCAUUUUUUAGUGAGUCUGGUGAGUCCUUGCGGGACAUUUUAUCCGACCCUGUCACGAGAGCUCUCAUGGAUGAUGCGAUGAUAUUACCUUGUGGACAUUCCUUUGGUGCUGCUGGAAUACAGCAUGUUCUUAGAAUGAAAGCUUGCUGCAUUUGUUCAGAUUCAGUUUCAGAGGAGUUGGUGGCUCCUAAUCUUUCUCUCCAAGCUGCAGUGCAGGCAUUUCGUCGGGAAGAAGAGUUACAAUUCUACCGCUCACCUAAAAGGAGGAGAGAAAGAUUUGAACAGGAUAAGAGUAGCUAUGGCGAAUCAAAUAUCAUGGAUCCGCCAAGGGGUAGGGGUGUCCAGUUUCCAUUUGCCGUGACAGACCGGGUUAUCAUAAAGGGUAACAAGAGGACACCACAACGCUUUGUAGGACGUGAAGCUAUUGUAACUACACAAUGCUUGAAUGGAUGGUAUGUGGUGAAGACGUUGGACAAUGCAGAGAGUGUUAAACUUCAGUAUCGCUCGCUUGCCAAAGUUGCAGGCGAGACAUUGUCAUCAAAGCCAAUGUCAAGCAAGAUGAGACCGAACUGGUUGUAGAUCACCUACGCUGCACAUUGUUAAAUGGGGGCCUUGCCAGUAAUCUAACUUCAAAUGUUCAGCUGUACUAUUAUUAUUACAGUGUUUCAUGAAACCGAACCUAGAGUGUCUUAUAAUCCUUGCAAAUUACCCAAACGCUUCUAUCACUUUGUACCUUACAUACAAUACUUGAACAUAUGUAAUCAUUUUUGUUUUAUAUUAUACUAGUAUGGUUUUCCA